UCCUGCCUGCCGUUAACGGUUCGGAUACAGCCAAGGUUAGAGUCAUCAUGGGAAACAUCUUUGGGAACCUGUUGAAGAGCCUGAUAGGCAAAAAGGAAAUGAGGAUCCUCAUGGUGGGGUUGGACGCUGCUGGGAAGACAACCAUCCUCUACAAGCUGAAGCUAGGAGAGAUCGUCACUACCAUCCCUACAAUCGGUUUCAAUGUGGAGACAGUGGAGUACAAGAACAUCAGCUUCACAGUGUGGGACGUGGGUGGCCAGGACAAGAUCCGUCCCCUUUGGAGACACUACUUCCAGAACACACAAGGUCUGAUCUUUGUGGUGGACAGCAAUGACAGGGAGCGGGUAAACGAAGCCCGUGAGGAGCUGAUGAGGAUGCUGGCUGAGGAUGAGCUGCGGGACGCUGUGCUGCUUGUCUUCGCCAACAAACAAGACCUGCCUAACGCUAUGAACGCCGCAGAGAUCACAGACAAGCUGGGCCUGCACUCCUUACGCCACCGCAACUGGUACAUCCAGGCCACCUGCGCCACCAGCGGGGACGGCCUCUAUGAGGGCCUGGACUGGCUGGCCAAUCAGCUGAAGAACAAGAAGUGAACAGCUGGUCAGGGAGGAGUGGGGAAGAGCCUGGGUGACAGCUCCAGGUAGAGGGUUACAGCAGGUCUGUUGUGUUUACAAAACAGAGAGAAAACACUGAAAAAGCUCCCAGGAGGUUGAUUCUCGAUGGCUUUCCCCUCACAGAUACUUUUAUCUUUCCAUUUCUCUACUUUUUAUUCAUUUGACUCAUUUGGAUCUGUGGUGACUCUUCUUUUAAAUGAUUUACAAACAAAUGGUGUCAAAGCUGAUCUAAUCUGUGCUUUCCAAACCAAAUGCAUAAAUACUGGAUUUAAUACUCUUAUAUUACAAUAAAGGUGUAUGACUUUCCCGUUCUUUAAAAUCUGUGAUCAACAUCAAAUAUUGGCGGCAGAGCUGCCUUAUCUUGAAUCUAUAAACGUGCUGUAACAUAUAAAGACUGUCAUAAACGUGUAGAGGGAUAGUAUUUUAGAGCAUUAACUAAAAGUUUUACAUGCGGUUCGCUCCUACAGGCUCGGAUAAAAGCUUUUACUGACAUGAGGUUGUGUCCCCUGAUUUUACUCAUGUGAAAGACUUUAUCAGGUUCAGAUUGUAUUUAUUUUGAGAAACAUGAACUCUGCUGAUUAGCGUGUUUCGUCCUUAUUUGUUUAUUUAUUGAUUGCUGUUAUGCUCUGAGUGCAUCGUAUGAGUUACUCUCUUUACUUUUGUUUGUGUAUUUACUUUUAAGGCAGCUGUUUGAAGAAAAACAAUUAAAAAAGAGCAAGCCUUUAUAGUUUAACUGUGCGUUACUGUCUCCCAAUCUGCAUGGAAACAUCCCUUGUUCAGGCUAAUGAGGGCUGCUGCUGUAAAUAUUAGAAAUAAAUGUUGUUUUUGGCCUUUUCUGGCUUAGAGAGGGUUAAAGACAACUCACCCGGCCUCGGCGAGGUGUGAUAUCCAAGCUAAUGCAGAUGACAGAACAGACAGCCACUCUGUUACCAGCUUAGAGACGGGGG
Messenger RNA from Cyprinodon variegatus (sheepshead minnow), 1561 nucleotides. It is a transcript of the gene arf3a, whose product is annotated as ADP ribosylation factor 3. The transcript has 5 exons. Lineage: Eukaryota; Metazoa; Chordata; Actinopteri; Cyprinodontiformes; Cyprinodontidae. Gene Ontology annotation, biological process: intracellular protein transport; vesicle-mediated transport. The record is from RefSeq and is a predicted model, not a curated record. Bases 48 to 593 code for a protein of 181 amino acids. Gene Ontology annotation, cellular component: cytoplasm; plasma membrane. Gene Ontology annotation, molecular function: GTPase activity; GTP binding.